Messenger RNA from Nicotiana tabacum (common tobacco), 332 nucleotides. The record is from RefSeq and is a predicted model, not a curated record. NCBI's taxonomy places the organism in Eukaryota, Viridiplantae, Streptophyta, Magnoliopsida, Solanales, Solanaceae.
GAAUAUCCUUAUAUUUUUCUUCUUCCAAAAUGCUCUAUAAAACUUGGCAAAUGUUCUAAAUGGGUCUUUUUCUAGCGCAACAGGACCAUUUUCUAUUUUAUCGCAGGAUUCAAAAAGCAAGAGGAAAGAAGAAAGAAAUCAGGCACUAGUUCUCACUUCUCAGUAAUGGCUUCAAUGGCAUCAUCAAAUACCCACCAUUUUUAUCCAAACAAAUUCAAAAGUAAAGUAUAUACUACUAGUAAAUCUUCUUUCUUCCCUUGUAUUGUUUCAUGUAAGGAGCAGGAGCAGCAACAGCCACAGCAGGAUGAAAACGCCAAACAAAUGGGUCGCAG